GGCAAAAUUAUGGAGCCAUAAUCUAAAAAUUGAAUUGAUUUGAAUAAAUUGUCAAUUGUCACUUGCUAAGUUUGUUUAUUGGUCUCUGCUAAGUUUAUUAUAAUUCUCUUUGUGCUAAGUACAGAGUACAGAUGGUAUCACAGAAAAAUGGUAUAGAUGAGGAAAUCCGAAAUACCUACUCAGUGAAUAUCAUUAAUAAUAGAUGAAACAAAAGAAUCCGAGAUAGGUGAUUAAAAGUAAAGUAAUGUAUGCGACACUUUAUAAAUAUUUUAAAGAAAUUACAAGAAUCAAACGAACAGUGAGACUAAUUAAAGUUUAAGCUCUAGUCACUUAAAAUGAACGAAAACGAAGAAUUUGACGACUUGCCGCCUAUUGAAGUAGACUGUUUGAGUCCUAAAACUUCCAAUUCCUUGAAAUCGGAAUCAUUCGUAAUGCCAGCCGCCGAUGAGCUGGCGUCACAACGCGAGCGCGAGCUGUUGUGCGAGCAGGAACUACGUGCGCUGUCCGCGUCGCACGUGGCGCGCUGCGACUCGAGUGGCUCGGAGGGCGAGGCGGCGCUGGCGGCGGCGGUGCAGGCGCUGUCCGUGCUGGCCGCGCCGACGCCGCCCGCGGCCACCCCGGACGCGCUGUCGACUCGGUCGGUGCUCAGCGCGCUGCUGCCGCACCUGCCGCCCGCCGCCUUCUUGAACAAGUACCUGCACGCGACCGACUACCUCGACGACGCCACUCUUACAGCCCCUUAA
Messenger RNA from Manduca sexta (tobacco hornworm), 743 nucleotides. RefSeq lists its product as uncharacterized. Bases 336 to 743 code for a protein of 135 amino acids. NCBI's taxonomy places the organism in Eukaryota, Metazoa, Arthropoda, Insecta, Lepidoptera, Sphingidae. The transcript has 2 exons. The record is from RefSeq and is a predicted model, not a curated record.